CGAAACACCCCAGAACGCCCCCGGGACGCUGCCGAUCGUCUCCGCCUGGUAGUUCCCCAGGACCUCCAAGAGGAUAUUCUGCACCACUGUCACGCGGACCUCCAAGGCGCUCACCAGGGCAUCAUCCGGACCUACGAGAGACUGCGUAAAGAAUUUUACUGGAUUGGGAUGUUUAAGGACACGGAGCGAUACGCCAAAGCGUGCGUGGAUUGCAUCACGGGUAAGGGGCUACCCCGGAACCCAGGCUCGUCGCCUGGCAAUUUGCUGGCUACGCGACCGUUUCAAGUCAUCUCGAUGGACUUUGUUAUACCGUUGCCUCAGUCAACCCGGGGAAACACAGCACUACUCCUGUUCCAGUGUGCGUUCUCGGGGUUCAUCAUAUGCAAAGCCAUGGCAAGCACUGAAGCCCAAGAUGUGGCCGAAGCCUACGAAGAAUGCGUGUUCCGGAGAUUCGGAGCCAGCGAAAUGAUCCGCCACGACCGAGACACGAGAUUCAUGGAUCGGGCUAACGGACAGCAGGAGAGGUCAGUGCAGACAGUGAUCCGAAGUGUCAAGGCAUACGUACAGACGGUGGACCAGAGCAACUGGGAUGAGCUAGCGGAAAAGCUCAUCACCGUCGAAGCCAUGAUGGGGGAUUUCCCUCGGGACGUCCAACUCCGAGACGCCCAGGAAUGGCGCAUGAAGAUCCAACGCCAAGUCGAGUACGCUCGAUCCUGGGCCCGGGACCUCCAAGCAAAGGCCAAAAGACGCCGAACCGACGACCAUAACCGGAAUGGAAACAACUGA
Messenger RNA from Phytophthora megakarya, 786 nucleotides. Lineage: Eukaryota; Oomycota; Peronosporomycetes; Peronosporales; Peronosporaceae. The record is from the annotation of a GenBank genome assembly.